Aspergillus glaucus CBS 516.65 is the source of this 1339-nucleotide messenger RNA. RefSeq lists its product as uncharacterized. The transcript has a single exon. Lineage: Eukaryota; Fungi; Ascomycota; Eurotiomycetes; Eurotiales; Aspergillaceae. Gene Ontology annotation, molecular function: ribonucleoside-diphosphate reductase inhibitor activity. Gene Ontology annotation, cellular component: nucleus; cytoplasm. The record is from RefSeq and is a predicted model, not a curated record. The coding region runs from base 240 to 956 and encodes 238 amino acids.
CUCUCCACUCUUCUUCUUCUAAUACCACUUGUGCGUACUGCAUUGCAUCCACAUUCCACAUUCCACAUUCCACAUCCUGCAUCUUACUGAACGUCCAAUUAGCACUCGUCUUAGGCAUUCAAUUCCGACCGCUGCCCUGCCGCCUGCAUACAUACACAUACCUCAUUGUCAUACCCCGCGCUGCGAUAAGAUCAAUCGAUCGAUCAGUCAAUCAAUCUAUUCUAAAGAUUACAAGAAAAAUGUCCAUCCAACACAUCACAAAAGACACCACCAAGCGCAGACGCUUCCAGCCUCCUAUCACCUCAUUCUUCUCUGCCCCAGCUCCUACCGCGAACGUUAACGAUGAUGACGAUAACGGCGCUACACCCCGUGUCUCUCACUACCACUACUCUGCUGCUACCUGCUCGUCUACACCCGUCGUCCCUGCGAAGGUGCAGUCCUCGCUGCUGAGCGUUGGUAUGCGCGUCCGGAAAUCCGUUGCGGAGGGAUACAAGACGCAGAAGGAAUUGGAGAAGCAGUUGACCGCUGCAAUCACCCCUACUGCAACUGCCAAUGGUGCAAACCAUGCGGAACUACCGCCCUUCUGCGGAUACUCGAAGACUGAGGAUCUGGCCGUGCAGGCGUUCUCGCGUCCUUCUGCGAUGAAUGAGCAUGACCCCGUCACUGAUGAAAAUGACGCUUAUUCGCUCCCGUCGAGUAGCCAGGGAUCGUUUACCUCGUCGUUCAACGGACAAAAGCGGCCAUAUGACUCUGAUGACAUGGACGAUAAUGAGUUUGAGGAUUCUUAUGAUGCCUCGCAUCGGACUAUUCUUGUGCCUUCGCUGGGACAGCAGAGACGGCGGUUUAUUCCGUUGAAGAACCACAACCGGGUUUCUGGGCAGAGUAUGGAUGUUGACGACUUUGAGGAGGCGACUUUUCUGCGCCGCCGGGAGGAUGUUGAGAUGGAUGGAUAUUAAUCCAGUUCAUUGCUGGUCGAAUGCGCCAGCUUGUUUAUUCCUUUCUGCUUUCGUCUUUUUCACGCCUCUUUAUAACGCUUUAACUUCUGAUUUCUAUGGAUGGGAUAUGUCGAUAUAAUGAUUCUCAGCGUUGUGUCACCGACUGGUUUCGGUGAUGAGAUUGGACUUAUGUCUAUCUUGUUUAUUUGCUUCUGGUAUAUGCUUAUUAUGGAGGACAUUUCUGGCGAGAUUGUACAAUACCCAAGGAUAUUGGUUUUGUUUUAUUUGGGCUAUCAUUACUUUGUAUUUAUGGAUCAGGAACUCAGGACUGCCAUCUAUCUAUCGUGUUGCGUAGCCAUCACCACUUAAGUAUUAAUAAUACUGAGUACUAUAAUUAUCUGAUU